Parnassius apollo (apollo) is the source of this 414-nucleotide messenger RNA. The record is from the annotation of a GenBank genome assembly. NCBI's taxonomy places the organism in Eukaryota, Metazoa, Arthropoda, Insecta, Lepidoptera, Papilionidae.
AUGUGUGCGACUAUGAGACGAGUGUGUGCUUUGUUGGGCGAAACGCAUUGCUGUGACCAGCUGCAGCAUGUCCUGGUUCCGGCAAACGCGUGUGCUGCACGCGUGGUGAGCGCUGUUCAGGAGCGCACGUAUUCUGUACAUGGCGCAGCCUCGGAAGUCGUGUACUCUAUAUGCGCGGAAGUCAUGUACUCCGAAUGCGUGGAAAUCGUGUACUCUGUAUGCGCGGAAGACGUAUACUUUGUAUGCGCAGAAGUCGUAUACUCUGUAUACGCGGAAGUCGUUUACUCUGUAUGCGUGGAAGUCGUGUACUCUGUAUGCGUGGAAGUUGUGUUCCCUGAACAUGCAUCAGGCUCUGUCCUGGCAGGCACCAUCCUGGUUCAGGUUUUCAACAUGGUUCACGUGGUUAACGUGUGA